GGGGGGCGGCCCGCGGUGGGGGAGGGUGUUUUGCAGCUCCUGGAAGAGCGGCCCCGUCUCUCUUCCAGACCUUUGUCUGGAUGGGAAGAAAAAGGAUGGAGGAGCAGUGGUGGAAAGGGGAGCUGGCAGCAGACAUCCACCAGAGCCUGAGGAUGAAGGAGCUGAAGUUGCCAGUGUACCAGGCUCAUUCCCCACAGAUUGGGAUGCGCCGCUACUUCAUUGACCUCCUGAGUGUGCUCAGCACCCGCUGCAACCUCUGCCCCACGGCCCGGCACCUCGCCAGCUACUUGUUGGAUCUCUUCAUGGAUCGCUAUGAUAUCACUGUCAAGCAACUGCAUGUGGUUUCAUUUGCCUGUCUUCUCCUAGCAAGUAAAUUUGAAGAAAAAGAAGAUAAAGUUCCAAAGCUGGAGCACUUAAAUAACCUGGCGUGCAUGUGUAAUGUGAGCACGGAAUUGAACAAGAAAGAUUUGCUUAGAAUGGAAAUGCUGCUUUUGGAAAACUUCAACUGGAACCUCUGCCUACCAACACCAGCACACUACAUUGACUACUACCUCUAUGUGUCCAUUGGCGAGAAUGACCUUCACAAUGGCUGGCCCAUCACCUCACUGACCAAAAUCAAAGCUUUUCUGGAGAAAUACGCGUACUAUUUCCUUGAUUUCUCAGUGCAAGAUCACACUUUCCUUCAUUUCCGUCCAUCUCUGACUGCUGCAGCCUGUGUGUGUGCCUCACGGAUCUGUAUGCAGAUUUCUCCUGCCUGGACAGCACAGCUUGAAUUGCUAACAUGUUAUUCCUGGGAACAUCUUGCCCAAUGCAUUGAAAUGAUGCUCAUGUAUUAUGAGAAUGACAUCAAAGAAGCCAGUAACACAAAAAAGCAUGUAACAAUUCAACACCAAGAACAGGAAGUAGCGGGGAAUCUGAGCCAUCAAGCCACGACUCAAGUUCUCUUCCAGCAAUCUAGUUAUCACCCUUUAGCCCAGCAUUCAGCCACACUUUCCCAGUUCCAGCCUCCAGUGCAAGAUCUGUGCUCUGCUUAUCGUGACUCUCUACAGGCCCCCAGGCCCAGCAGCCUGCUUGCUGGGAGUGCUGGCAGCUCACUGCUCUCCCACACAGCUCUCCAGACCAGCCUCUGGCCACCAGCCCAGACUCUGCCCAUCCAAAUGCCCAUUGCUGUGCAGAUGGCCUUAGGAGCAGAGCCCAGACACUGCAUUUCCACGGCUUAUGGCAGUAGUUACUUCAGUGGUCAUCAUUCAUAUGCAGCUGGGUGCUUUGAUGGAUAAAUAUUGACAGAGAAAAAGGUGAUAUGAAUAGAAGUUGAAGAGGAGACCUUGUGUGUGAUACGUGUAUCUGAAUGGAAACUAUGAAGGAACUGAAUCCUUAUGACUUGCUCAUUCAAAGAAUGUUGAUCUGGGUGCCUCUCUGGCAAGGAUUGUACCUUUGGCUCUCACAGAGAGAGAAAUAAUAAUAUACCUUGGUUGAUGUCACUUUAAGAGGCAUCUGCGUAUAAGCCCUGUGCAGAUUACUUCCUUCUAGUCAGUUAGUGACUUGUCAGAGUUGGCUGAGAGCUUGUGUUGAAGAGUUAUUUCAGGCUGGAAUAUUUGUUGAAUUUUUUGCCAAGUAAGAACGUACCUAGAGGAAAACACGGGGUGCUUUCCUUCUCUCCCAGUAACAGGUCACUUGAGCAGUGGCAGCUUAUACUGCUGAAAGCUUCUACUAAAAUGUACUGAAAUUUGUAUCAGUUAAAUGUGAACUUCAUUUAUGCAGAAAUCUAUGGGUAGAACACUUUCUGUUUUCUUUGAGCAGGAGUGAUAGUUCAGGAGUAAGACUUCAGAAUAAAAGGAAAAAGAAGCAGGCCAGAAGACUAAGACUAUCAAAUAAUUUUUUACUUAAAAUUCUCUUGGGAUUUAAAUGUGGUGCUGCUGAACAGAACUCUGCCUUAAAGUAUUUUAGAAACAAAUUCAAAACCUUGAAUCAUCUCUUAGGUCUUUAAUGUUCUGCUGCUUUUGAGACUGGGGAUUAUUGUUAGUAAAAUUGUUCAUGAGCUUUAUCAGGGAUGUAAUGUUACUUGAAGAAAUCCUCUUGGAAAAACUCCUGAAAGGUUCACUGCCUUCUGUUACUUCAUGUUUUGGGUUCAGUGACUUGUGGCAGUAGUUCAAGCUCAGGGCAGAGGAACUGGUGUUAAUGGGUGCAAAGAUAGAGAACUGGUUAAUGUUACUGUGACAUUAGUUUGAUUGCAGCAGUAGACAAUGCUGACUUAGCUUUUUUUAAUACUGUCUGGGCAUUCUCUCAAAGUGUAGCUGGUAAAUUGAAGAUCAUUGCUUUAAAAUGAGACACACCAACUGUCAUAUAUCAAAAGGUUUCUUUUUCAACAGAAACCAGAGAUAAUGGUUCAAAAAACUGUACAGGCUUUUGUUAUGUUAAUGUAGAUAUUUACAAGAAAUGAGCUUCUGCAAAUGCAGAAUUUUAGUUUUGACAUGCAACCACUACUGUAAAUGUGUUAGAAGGCAGUGAGUGCUCUUGGUUUGUCUUUUCUCUAAGGAUCUCAGGACAGCAAUACAAGUAAUGUGCAAUAUGCUUUUACUGACUUGGGGCAGUUUUUUCAAGUCAUGUGUCACAGUGCUGGUUUAAAUUAUAUUUUUUAGAGGAGUGUUUUAAAGGGUGUUUUAGGGUGGAGGGGAAAAAUAAGCCUGCAUGCUAACAUGUGUUAGUGUAACUGUCUUCCGAGACUGCAGCUUUUGGUAUCAAGUUAAUAAUUUCUUCCAUUAUGCAAGUUAGAGCAGUCCUAUUUUUUUAAAAAAUGUAAACUGUAAAUGAAGAGGCAGUACUCCUCAGAAAUUAGUCUAGAAUUUUAGAUAACUUAGUUAAUCUGUUACUCUGUAUGCUUUGUAUUUAUAUUAAACUUUAUUUUUAGAAGACUUCAGUAUAUUUUUUUAUGUCCUUCCACAGAUGUAAGAACAACAUAUAUAUAUGGCAGUACUGCUGUGUGGUUUUUCUUUGGUUUCUAUCUUCCUUAUAAUUUGCAUCAUAUGCAGUGUAUGCUUUGGACCAACAUUGUGCUUAGUUGUGAAAAUACUUGCUAAGUUCCUAAUAAACAAGCACACAUCUUAAGUACUCAUUUUGUUUAAUGGUAUCUCCUUAGCUUUCAGGAGCUAACAAAGAAUAUAUGUCUAUACCUUAAAAAUACUCUGUCUGAGCACUCAAUGUUUUACAGAAAAGUGGUGAGACAAAUGUGAUGGAAUAGCCUUGCCAAAUUCAGGAAUUUGGUUAGUGCACAAGAAUUAAGGUCCUACUCCAAUAAAGUACUGGUGUAUAUGAGCAAGUACAAAGUAGGAUGAGGAGAUGGCCAAAGAAACAGAAAACGUGCAAAGACAAGGUAGGGACAUAAAAUAGUAUCAGAAUAGAUUGUUCCAGCUCAUAUGGCCAGUGUCUUGCAGGUACCAUCUUACCUGAGGAGGUCAAAAAGCUCAAUAGGACAAUACAGUUGUGUGU
Messenger RNA from Apus apus (common swift), 3486 nucleotides. RefSeq names its product cyclin J like (gene CCNJL). The record is from RefSeq and is a predicted model, not a curated record. The transcript has 6 exons. Gene Ontology annotation, molecular function: cyclin-dependent protein serine/threonine kinase regulator activity. NCBI's taxonomy places the organism in Eukaryota, Metazoa, Chordata, Aves, Apodiformes, Apodidae. Gene Ontology annotation, biological process: mitotic cell cycle phase transition; regulation of cyclin-dependent protein serine/threonine kinase activity. Gene Ontology annotation, cellular component: cyclin-dependent protein kinase holoenzyme complex; cytoplasm; nucleus. The coding region runs from base 81 to 1277 and encodes 398 amino acids.